ACGGAUGCUGAGACUUGGGACGGAAGAAACAGAUGGGAUAAGAGAGACACGACCGUCGGGUACCUAUCCCACUGUGGGAAUGUCAACCAGGGUAGCGGUAUGUGCUGUUAGUGCAAGCUCGAAUUCGAUGGACAAUCUGGGAGGGAAUCGCAGAAAUGUGUCCAAGUGUGGGAACGAAUGCCGCAAGAACACCCAGAACGUGGGCCGACUUCCACAUUUCGGCCAACUCCGUUUCAGCAGCGGUCAAGCGCAAACCAGGCCUGGGCUGCUAUGAAUGGCUGCAGUCUAGAGAGGGACUUUCCCAUCGUUAUGUUACGCAACCUGCAUGACCCUCCUACGACUGGACGAAUCUCCUGCCUCCCGUGGUCUAGCGGUGCACUAAGCCAGGAAAGUUCGCAUGGAGUGACGACUCACGUACAGCUCCUUCCUCCCGAAUCCUUGGGAAACAUGCUUCUCCACGUGGAAGCGGAACUUCGACCUCAUGCCUUGGUGAGAAUCAUGACCUUGAGACUGCACCUGUCGAACUCUGAAUCUAGAGUCGGGAUCCAAUACCAUACCUUUCUAGCCGCCCAUGGUCUGUGCUAGAAAGGGGGCUGCCAUACCCAUCAGCGUUGACGGGGUCCUCAACUCGAACAAAAAAUGCUCUUGUUAGUAUCAUCUUAAAUAGCUUACGAGCCAAUAUUCCCUCUGCAAAACCAUGAACCCUGCC
Messenger RNA from Colletotrichum acutatum, 709 nucleotides. RefSeq lists its product as uncharacterized. NCBI's taxonomy places the organism in Eukaryota, Fungi, Ascomycota, Sordariomycetes, Glomerellales, Glomerellaceae. The coding region runs from base 178 to 585 and encodes 135 amino acids. The record is from RefSeq and is a predicted model, not a curated record. The transcript has a single exon.